AUGAAUUGUUCUUGUCUCAACCAUAUUUCCUCCCUCUUUUCUGUCACCCACAUAAGCUCAUAUCUACCUUCCUGCUAUUCAUUGAUUGAUCACCUUUCUCUGCUCAAGACAUUGAUAGAGUUUAUAGCACAACGCCAAGGAUUUUAUCGUGAUACAACUGACUGCGUCUCUCUCUCUCUCUCUCUCUCUCUAUCUAUCUAUCUAUCUAUCUAUCUAUCAAUCUAUCCCUGUCUCUCUUUCUCUCAUUCUCUUUACUGCUACCAGAAACAAAAGAAAAAUUGUAAGAAAAAAAAGAUGGUCGAACACUUGAGAAUGGCAUCCAAACGCAUGUGCGGAAACUCACCGCAGCGGUUCCUGACAGAGAACGAAAGAAAAGAAACAAACAAUACCCCGGCCAUUAUCUAUCUAUCUAUCUAUCUAUCUAUCUAUCUAUCUAUCUUUCUUUCUUUCUUUCUUUCUUUCUUUCUUUCCUUUCUUUCUUUAGAUAGUAUUUAUCUCACUCUGUUCAUAUCUAUCUAUCUAUCUAUCUAUCUAUCUAUCUAUCUAUCUAUCUAUGUUCGUUUUAGACCAUUACUAUAUGUAUUCCAAUCUUUGAGGUUUACGAUCAUAUCAUGUUGA
Molecule: messenger RNA, 618 nt
Organism: Acanthosepion pharaonis
Lineage: Eukaryota; Metazoa; Mollusca; Cephalopoda; Sepiida; Sepiidae
Source: the annotation of a GenBank genome assembly